This is a messenger RNA of Cladocopium goreaui, 2877 nucleotides long. Lineage: Eukaryota; Dinophyceae; Suessiales; Symbiodiniaceae. The record is from the annotation of a GenBank genome assembly.
AUGCGAGACCCCCGUGUCAGGUGGCAAGGCACUCGCAACGCGACUCACUUCGGCAUCUUUUUCAGCGCGGAACACGGACUGCGCGCCAGAUGCUCAGAAGAGGAUGUGAAGGGAAUCAUUCCCGGCUCUGGAUUCGGGAACCAUGUUCAUUUGCCCAGAGUCGAUCAUGGUAGGGCAACUCUUCAAGCCCAAGAUGACUUGCCAGGACCGGCGUGGAGAAACGUGGAGAAAAAAGCCUAUGAAAACGGAGUUCAAGUGGACCUUCCCAUAGCGGUGGACGUGUGUUGCGCUCCCAUCGUGGUGCCCGACGACGCCUCCGUGCCUGAUGCACCGGCGUCGGAGCCGUCGGAAGCCGCGGAAGCCGCACCCGUGGAAGCGGAAGCGGUGCCCGAAGCAGCGCCAGAAGCAGCGCCAGCGGUUGGGGGGCCCAAGGCAGCCGAAGCUUGGGAGAGCAAGGACCCAAAGGUUCCUUCCUCGCUGGUUGUCUUUGAUUGGGACGACACCCUCCUUCCCACCUCGGCUCUGGUGGCGGCCAAGCGCAUUGCGCCUGCACCCGGAGCCACCGUUGCCCCUUGUGCUGCUGCGGCGCAGCUGAGCGACUGGGAACUUGAUGACCUGCUGGAGUCCUGCGCAAAAGCGGCAACGGACGCCCUGCGAAAGGCCUCAAAGUAUGGCCGUGUCGGCGCCAUGGUGAACAUCAGCUUGCUGCAAGAGCCACCAGACCUGAGUCACACAGAUUUAGGGCAGAACAUCCCGGAAGAUCCCACGGAGCGCGUGGAGAAGGCCGGGGCCUUGCUGGACAACUUGGGCCGUUCCCUGCGCACCGUGCGCGAAUCGGCCAACGAGCUGGCGAACGCCGGCGCGGUGUUGGCGGAGAAGGGGGACCGCCUGGCAGACGUGGCCAGUUAUUUGCGGGAAGCACAAGCACAUUCAGGGAGGAUGCAAGGAAAGAUUGCGGAAAUUCUGGAGUUGGUGAAAGGCAUGCAGAACAAGGCUGAAGAGUCCAGCGUAAAUUGGGCAAUGGCAGUCUUUCUUCCUCCACAGUGCAAGGGUGGCCGAAAAGGCCAUGGCAUCAAUGUGGUCAUCAUCACCAACUCGGGCUUCGGUUGGGUGCACGAAACAGCGUCACGCUUCAUGCCAUCGGUCCUGGGUGAAUUAGAGAAGGUCCCUGUGAUCAGCGCGAGGGCCAUCUUCGAAUGUCAGGGAGUCCCUGAGCCCUAUCGCUGGAAGGUGCUAUGCUUCCGGCGCAUCGUGGAGUGCUUCUCGUUUGAUCCUCGUGGGGAGACAGGCCCCAGCAGCCUCAUCUCGAUUGGAGAUGGCUGGCAAGAGCGCCUGGCAGCCAUCAUGGCAGCGCAGGACACGGAUUUGGCUUUGGUGAAGUGCAUGAAGUUCCUGGAGCAACCGGGGAUGGACCAGCUAGUGCAGCAGCUGAAUCUCUGCUCUCAGAUCUUCGCAGGACUGGUGGCCCAUCCCGGUUGGGUCGAAGCCAGCUAUAGCUACAAUGACGUCGAAGGAUCUAAAGGCGCUGAUCCCAUGGGCCAUCCAGCGCCGAACGUGGCAGCGCCGGCAGUGGAUGGCGGCUUCUAUGUGGCAAUUCCCAGCUACCAACGGGUCGAAAUCAUUCAAGAGAAGACUUUGGCCCUACUGAAGCAGCAGGGAGUGCCACGCCAUCGAGUUUACAUCUUCGUGGCUGAUGCCUUGGAGUAUGAGACGUAUCAUAGGGCCAUCGGUAGAGAUUGGCCCAAUAUCGUGAUUGGGGUGAAGACUCUGUGGAGACAGCGGAAUUUCAUUACUGAGUUCUUCAAAGAAGGGACUCAUAUUGUGUCCAUGGAUGACGACUUGGAGGGCCUCUUUCAAUGCACGCCCUGCGUCCAGGACUUGGGCCGUCUCGACACGCGCCUGGCCAAGCUGCCAAGGGGCUCGCUGCAGAUGGUGGUGGAGGAUGCCCUGCAGCGCAUGAAGAAGUCCGGGGCCUUCCUGUGGGCGUUGAAUGUGAGUGACAACCCCUUCUAUAUGUACCAUGGAGUGUCACACAAGAACGGCCUAUGCAACGGCUUCUUCUGGGGCUGUUUGAAUCGUCACCUCCCUGAGCUCCAGCUGCGCUUGGGCGAUGGCCACGAGGACGUCGAGCGCUCGGUGCGCUUCUACCAACGCGACGGCGCGCUGCUGCGCUACCGUUUUUUGUGUGCCAAGACGCGCUGCAAGACGAACUCUGGCGGCUUGCAAUCGCUGCUGAAGGACCGAAGCAGAGAAGAGGAAGAAGGCGUUCGCCGUUUGGUCGCUGAGUUCCCUCGGCUUCUGUACUUGGCACCUGGCUCAAAGCUGGGGUUGAAGUUUCGCUCCAGCAUGCAUCCAGAACUGAUGCAGCAGAAUCUGCUCACAGCUGAAGGCUUCAAAUUGCUGCAGAGCCGAGGGGAGGUGCACUUGCUGGAAGGUGCUUGCUGGGCAGCUGUGAAGGGGUUGAAAGGUCGAAAGGCUCUGAGUAUCAUCAGUGGCACUGUGGACAGAUGCACCCAGAAAGCUGUUUGCCUUCGCUUGGGCAGCGAUGGCCCUGCCAGUUCUCGAGGAGAUUUCUUGGGCAUCACCUGCGUGGACUUUUAUGCCAAGAUUAGUGCUUCCGAGUUGCAACUCUUGUGGCUCCCAGAGGCCGCGUCCAAGGCCCUCGGUGUACCGCAUCGCACCUGGACCCCCCAGCUGCAGCAGCUGCUGCAGCUGCCGGAGCCAGGGCUUCAGCCGCGCCUGGAGCCGCUCCCGGAGCAAGUCACGGCUACAGCCACGCCCCGGGGUGGCUUUCUGCGGAUGUUGCAGGGGUUGGCUGGAAAAAAAAGGCGUGGUUGUCCAGACAUUGGAAUUUACUUUCGAAAUCUUGAGGUUUAA